Messenger RNA from Hymenoscyphus albidus, 920 nucleotides. The record is from the annotation of a GenBank genome assembly. Lineage: Eukaryota; Fungi; Ascomycota; Leotiomycetes; Helotiales; Helotiaceae.
AGGUUGCCUGAGGUGAAGGUGAACUUGCAACUGGAUGUAUCAACCUUUCUGCCCACGUAACAACCAACACUAGGCAUACUCCGUCUCCAUACAACCAAAACGUACAUCCUCUUCGAAGCACAAACUCAUCAUGUCAAUCCCAAACGAGGCCCUGCAAAAGGUAAAUAUAGCAAGAGGCACACCAAAGAAACUUCCAUUAGCAUCUCCACCCCUCAUCCAGACUUGACAAGCUGACCUCCCAACCCAUUCACAGUUGGUCCAGGAGAUUGAGACCCAAGCCAUACAAUCACAACAACAAAUCGCUACUGUCAAGUCACAGAUAGCAUUGAAACAACGCGAAAUGCGCAUGCUUCAACUGACCUCGAGUGAGGUAUCUACCCUACCAACUGAUACCCCAGUUUACGAGGGGGUAGGUAAAAUGUAAGCUGCCCUUUCAUUCCUUUUGAUACCCACAGCAAUGUGGAAAUUUCCUCCUCUUUUCCCCUUGUGGCUUUCUAUGCAUGCCCAAUCCUCAUCACGAGAUCAUAAUGGUCACUCAUUAUUGGCAGGUUUGUCUUAAGUCCUAUCGCCGAAGUCGACAAGAGAUUGACAGCUGAAACUUCUGAGCUGAAAUCGGAUGUGGAAAAUCUGGGCAAGAAGCUUCAGUACUUGGAGACUACGCACAAGAAUAGUCGCGAGCAUAUCGAUCAGAUUUUCAAGAGUCGGGGUUGAAGGGUUGAGGAUUGACUCUGAGGAUUCUAUGUGGCUGGGAAGAAAACGACUUUCCACGACUUGGCGGCUCUAUCACCAAAGGACAAAAAUCGCCCUUAUUAGAACCAGUUUCUAAAAAUAAGAUACGGCGAAGGUUUCAUGUUCUUUUAUCCCACCUUUCUAUCAACCGGAAUUCUAGUUCGGGAUCAAAUUUGUGGAUCGGAAUACCA